This is a messenger RNA of Symbiodinium natans, 498 nucleotides long. The record is from the annotation of a GenBank genome assembly. NCBI's taxonomy places the organism in Eukaryota, Dinophyceae, Suessiales, Symbiodiniaceae.
AUGCCAUCAGCCCCAUCCGAGCGGGAAAGCUUCUGGAGUCAGUCAGCUGCAGCAAGUGAAGUGCAUCAGCAGCUUCUCAGACGAGACCGAGCCAGGUCGGCCCUGACCGCGCGUGCAAAAGCAGCAACAGUCCAAAAGGCUUUGCAAGACCUCGAGACGCUCUUCGCGGCAAUGGGCCGGCAGUAUGAUGAUCUCGAAGAUGGGGCUCAACACGAUGCCAGGACUGGUUCUCGACGUAUGGACCGUAUGGACAGGGAAGGGACACAUGGACAGGCUAUGCAGUCCAUGCAGUGGCGGCUGUCGGAGCAACAGGCCACGUCGCGGCAGCUUCGGACAGAGCUUGCUGAGUCGCUCUAUCAGGAACAGGCAGCGCAAGAAGCUGGUCUUCGGUUGCUGACAGAUGCGCAGGUUCACGAGCUGGAGCUUCGCGAGCUGCGGCUACAACUUGCAGCCAGCGAACAUCGCAACUCGCAGCUUUCUCGCUCGCUGCCACGUUGA